Messenger RNA from Eupeodes corollae, 3390 nucleotides. RefSeq lists its product as uncharacterized. Gene Ontology annotation, biological process: DNA integration; proteolysis. The coding region runs from base 1 to 3390 and encodes 1129 amino acids. The record is from RefSeq and is a predicted model, not a curated record. Lineage: Eukaryota; Metazoa; Arthropoda; Insecta; Diptera; Syrphidae. Gene Ontology annotation, molecular function: nucleic acid binding; aspartic-type endopeptidase activity; zinc ion binding. The transcript has 3 exons.
AUGGAUUUAUGGACUGUGGAGCAGUUAAAAGCUGAGUUGCUCAAACGAGGGCUGGACACAAAUGGUGUUAAAGCUGUCUUAUUUGAUCGACUUAAGGAAUCGGACACAGAUUUUGCUAGCAAAAAAGGCCAGCAAUCAAAUAGUGGUCAGCAGAGCCUUAUGAAUAUUCCACGUGGUGCUGAUGGUGAUUCUUUUCGCUUUUCUGUUAGAGAUGUGGAAGGCUUAAUCUCGAAAUUUAGUGGUGACGAUACCAAAGUUGGAACGAGUUUUGGUGGUGGUAGAAGUGUAGGGAGUAGUAGCGGUGGUGUUAACGGUUCGGGAGCGUCAUCAAAAAAUAGCGGGCAAGGUUACGGUAAAAUGUCACGAGGUGCUGGUUCUCUGCAUUGCUUCAAUUGCGGUUCUUCUGAACAUCAGAGGAAAGAAUGCCGUUCUCCAACUAAGUGCUUUCGAUGUAGCGGGACAGGCCACAUGUCGAAUAACUGUCCGUCGGUGAAACCUAAAGAGACUAAUGCAUUUUCCGUAAUUAAUUUGAAACAAAUCUAUGUGAACGGGAUUCCUUUUAAAGCAUUAAUAGAUUCUGGUGCUGAAAUUACUUUAAUUCGAAAAGAUAGUUUUGUAAAGCUGGCUGAUACUGAUCUAGGUAAAGAGAAGGUAAAUUUAGUUGGUCUAGGUUCAGGAAAGCAUAGUACUCUGGGUAGUUUUGAAGCUAAUAUGAUGAUCGACAAUGUUAAGCUGAUGGGUAUUAUGCACGUAGUUCCAGACAACUUCAUUCGCGUCGAUGCAAUAAUCGGGCGUGUUGUUAUGGCACAAGCUAAGGUGGUCAUGGUUGAUGGAGAGACGACAUUUUAUGGUAAAGAAGACGGGAAUUUCAUCAUGAACAUCGAUUUAGAUGAGAAAAACGAUAUUGAAGUCCCAAUUCAAUAUGAGCCUCGAGUCAAGGAGCUCAUUUCGAGUUACACGCCGAAAGCUGUAAGUCAUUGUCCGAUUACGAUGACGAUUGCGUUGAGUGAUGAGACUCCUAUCUAUUCAACUCCACGACGUCUUCCAAUCAAUGAAGCUGAAGUUGUUAAGAAGCAGGUUGAUGAGUGGAGUAAAUCAGGAAUAAUUCGACCAUCAUGUUCACCUUUUACCAGCCGAGUCGUUGUAGUUAAAAAGAAGGGUGGUGCUUUCAGAGUAUGUAUCGACUACAGGGGAAUCAACGCUAGGACAAUAAGAGAUGGAUUUCCAAUACCACUUAUUGAGAUCGUUUUGGAUAAUUUGGAAGACGACGUGAUUUUUAUAACGCUGGACCUAAAGAACGGGUUUUUUCAUGUUCCCAUGGAAGAAGGCAGCAAAAAAUUCACUGCUUUUGCAACUGAAGACGGUGAAUGGGAAUUCAAUUUUGUUCCUUUCGGUCUGAAAAAUGGUCCCGCUGUUUUUGUGAGGUUUAUCACAGUUGUUUUUCGCAAUCUAGUAAAGCAGAAAAUAUUACGAACAUUCAUAGAUGAUCUCAUAAUAUCUGGGAAAAGUUGUGAGGUUGCUGCAGAAAAUGGGUUAGUUUUUAACUGGGCCAAAUGUAAGUUCCUUCAGCGGAAAGUUACUUUCCUUGGACACGUUGUGCAAAAUGGUACGGUAAGCCCAUCUCAAGAAAAAAUCUAUGCCGUAUCUAAAUUUCCAGAGCCGACAAAUCUAAAAAAGGUGCAAGAGUUUCUGGGGCUGACAGGCUUUUUUAGGCGGUUUAUUAAUUCCUAUUCGAUUUUGGCGAAACCCUUAACUGAUCUAACUAAGAAAAAUACCAAAUUUGUUUUUGCAGCUCCCCAACGACAAGCGAUGGCAACAUUGAAGCAAGCUUUGACCAGUAAGCCGGUACUUACCAUCUUUCGUCAAGGUGUGUACAGCGAAGUACAUACAGAUGCCAGUCAGGAAGGCAUAGGAGCGAUUCUUCUGCAACGUAGUGAAGACAACCAGCUGCAUCCUGUUUUUUACUACAGCAGGAAGAACAGCUUAUCGGAGCAGAAGUGGCAUAGUUUUGUGCUAGAGACUUACGCCGUCUACAAGGAACUAGAAAAAUUUAGAAUAUACCUGUUAGGUACCAAGUUCAAAGUUUUAACUGACUGUAUUGCGUUUCGUCAAACUGUGAAUAAAAAGGAACUCCCAAACGCUGUGAAAAGAUGGGUUUUAUACAUGCAAGAUUACGACUAUGAAGUUGAACACCGUGCUGGAUCUAGGAUGGCCCAUGUGGAUUCGCUGAGCCGUUCACCAGCUGUUUUUGCUGUACAGCAGGAGCUUUUGGUUCGCAUACAAAGAGCACAGAACGCGGACAGCUUCAUACAGGCAAUAAAAGAAGUGCUUAAGGUAAAGAAGUAUGACGAUUUUGGAAUGCGAGAGUUCUACAUUUCUCAGUUGAAGGAAAAAGUUCAAAGACGCAUCAAUAAUUGUGUCAAGUGUAUACUGGCAAAUAGGAAAGCGGGCAAGCAGGAAGGCUUUCUUAAUCAGCUGGACAAAGGGGACAAACCAUUCGAUACGUUUCAUCUCGACCACAUCGGACCGAUGGACCUAACAACAAAGCAGUAUAAAUAUAUCCUGACCAUAACUGAUGGAUUUUCGAAAUUUAUGUGGAUUUUCCCGACAAAGACGGUGUCAGCAGAGGAAACUUUGCGGAAAAUUAGAGAGCUGCAGCAACAUUUUGGAAACCCAAAGCGCUUCAUAACCGAUAAAGGGAGCGCGUUUUGUUCCAAAAGUUUUCAAGAUUUUUGCAUUGAUGAAAAUAUAGAACAUAUUGCUGUGACCACAGGCGUGCCGAGGGGAAAUGGGCAAGCUGAACGCUCGAACCGCGUAGUGAUUGAAGUUCUCAGGAGGUUAUCAGCUGAUUCACCAGAGAAAUGGUACAAGUUUGUGUCGCGAGUACAAAUUGCUAUCAACAGUACGCUGCAACGGUCGAUUCAACGCACACCAUUCGAAGUGCUGUUCGGUGUUCCAAUGAGGAAGAAGGCUGAUGUUGAAGUCUUAGAGAUGGUGAGGCUGCAGUUACUUAAGCAGCAUGAUGAUGACAGAGAAGAAAUACGCUUUGAAGUUCGACAGCAAAUUGAGAAGGUACAAGCCGAGAAUAGAAAAACAUUUAAUCGCAAAAGAAAGGAAGCGGUUGAAUAUAAUAUAGGGGAUAUUGUAGCUAUUAAAAGAACACAAUUUGGGGCGGGUAACAAACUCUUUUCUGAUUUUCUAGGUCCAUAUUCAGUGGUCUCUAAAGGCAGAGGUGGACGUUAUACAGUAAAGAAAGUCGCAGAUCAUGAAGGCCCCAACAACACUACCAUCAGUUGCGACUACAUGAAACCUUGGCGAAUUGACAGCAGACUCGAUGUUGAGAGUGACCAUUCAUCCGAGGCGGAUGAAAUGCAGGAUGGCCGGAUGUAG